This is a messenger RNA of Hypanus sabinus (Atlantic stingray), 3669 nucleotides long. Its product is annotated as suppressor of tumorigenicity 14 protein homolog. The record is from RefSeq and is a predicted model, not a curated record. Bases 50 to 1447 code for a protein of 465 amino acids. Lineage: Eukaryota; Metazoa; Chordata; Chondrichthyes; Myliobatiformes; Dasyatidae. The transcript has 12 exons.
CCAGUUCUCCAGUUUCUUGUUUUUCCUUCGAAAGAGUCUGGGCUUCAGCAUGGCUGCGCCGAUCGAUAUCCAAAUGGUUGAGUUAGACAGGAACCAAAGUCAGCAGCUCCUUGAUGCCUCGGCCACGCAGCCAAAAGGAAAUACUCAAACUAUUCUCGGAUAUAUGCCCACUAGAGAAACGUGCAACAAAAUGAUCUGCUGGAGGUGUAAAAUGUGGAUGCUGAUUGUUUCAACAGUUGCAAUGUUAACCGCAGCCAUUACCAUCAUUGUCAUUCUCAGUAUAAGAGCCACUCCACUGGAUGAUGAGUUAAUUGAUCCAAACCUCAAAAUCCAUGGAACUCCCCGAUAUUAUAUUGGAAGCAUAAAAAUAUCCAACUAUUCAUUUACACCUGGACUAAUGGUGCCCCAAUCUAAAAACUUAACCAGCUUGUCAAAGACAUUAAAACACAUGCUGAACCAACUAUAUACUACAUCUCCAGCUCUUAGAUAUUAUUUUGUGGACAGUGACGUCUUCUCAUUUAGCCACAGCGGUGCUAUUGCAUAUUUCUGGCUACAAUUUGCAUUACCAAAAGAAAAGGAUCUUUUGAUUAAAUAUACUCUAAGUACUGAAGUUCUGAUAAAUGUAUUGCGACAGCAUCUCCAAACUGCUGAUGUAGGAAGGAUUAUGAAAAUUGAGCUGUCUUCUCUCAUGCUACGAGUUGCUAAUGAAGAAUAUGUUCAAAGCUUGAAAACAGGUCAAUGUGUGCAUCAUGUUUUGUUACUGAGUGAAGAACAGACUUUUGAUUCACUGGGAUUAAUUCAAUGCAACAGAAGCAGCAGUAGCUAUUGGCUGGUCCAAGGAGGGAUUGGUUACUCCAUCAAAGCUACAAUUUCAACUCAACCUGGAGGAACCACCUGCAAUGGUGUGGAUGUGGCAACUUAUAGUACUGGGUUUCUUGACCCAAAACAAACUGUUAGUAAGUUUGAACAAACUGGUCAACCCUUGACCGCUGAGGUCAUCGUUUCUGGGGAUACAUUACUGGUGGCCUUUAACCCAACAGCUGGAUGCAAUCUGUUGCAGUAUUCGAUUACAUUUCUUCAGGUGCCAGUGACAGAGUGUGGUGGUGUCCUUGGUGGAACAAAAGGAAGCUUCAGGUCACCCAGAGAUUCUAAUAACCAGGAGAAAGCUGUCAAUUGCACUUGGAACUUAAAGGUUCAAGAACAUUUUAGAACCAAAAUUGUUUUCAAAGAUUUCAAGCUGGGUGGAUCUCCAAAGACAGGAGAGUCAUGUGUAACGGAUUAUCUGGAGGUUGAUAGUCGAAGAUUCUGUGGAGACCAUCAGAGCUUUUGUCUCUACAGUAAUAGUUCCAGUUUACAAAUACUAUUUCAUGCCAAUCAAAUCAACUCAAAAGGCUUUGCUGCUGACUACAUGGCUAUAGAUGAUGAUUUGGAUGCGAACUGCCACUGACGAAGCUGAUGGAUUAAGAGUUUCUCAAAUAGUACUUGGAAUAUACUGUAUAAAGUGCUAAGCCUCUAUGAUUCCACAGAUCUACAAGCAAGUUUUAAUGCACUGCUGGACAGUGAUCUGGGUGUGCACUGUUCAGGGGAAAUGCUUCCCAGUCAACAACUAUUUUUCACAUUUUAUACCCAAAAUCCUCCAGGGCAUUUUGCAUGAGACACGUGUGUGACCUUUUUAAUUAUCAGUGGGCUUGUUGUAAAGCUACCAGAUAUAAACAUAAAAUAUAUAUUUUUUUAUAAUGGGGAGAUUGAAAAAUGAUUAGCUUUGGUUUUAGACUUCUUAACUGUGGAAAUUCAGUUGAUCUUGUUCCAGAUCUGAUAUGUGCACAUUGAAUCAAAUGUUAAGUGAAUGUUAAAUAUUCCAACCUGUAUUUGGCUACCAUUCCCUUGUUUGUGUUCUCGUCAGGAUUUUGCUCUAUUUUGUGAAAGAAGAUUCAAGCUCUGUUGUUUUUUUUCUCUGACCUGGCCAUUUCCAGGACUGUUCCAAAUUUCUGUCAACCAUAUAGAAAUUAUUUCUGGCCUUUCUCCUGAAAAGCCAGGUUUUAACUUAUGGACAACACUUCUUGGGCCAAUACUUCCCCAAAAUGUUUAUUUCCAUCAAUUCCACUUAAUUUCCUUGAAAUUUGCCGUCAGUUAAUUCUCAGAUUUAUAAUUUCCAGGAAUUAGAAAGGAAUCCUAGCUUUUGGUAUCUUAAUUUAACACUUGAAAUUCAGGCAUCAUUUUAGUAUAUCAAUUCCACCCUAUCUGUAAAUCCAAUGCAUUCUUUGUGAGUUAUGGUGCCCACAUUUGUCCAAAUUAGUCUUGAUUUUCAUGGAGCUGUAACAUAACUUUGAUAUCAUAUACUUUGGAUAUAAAAAUCAAAGGAAUUCCAUUGGCCUUUAUUAUGUUAUGGACCAAAAUGACAUUUUGAUGAUCUAUGCAUAUGGACACCCAAGUCUCUAUGGGCUCCGAUAUUUCCAGCAUUUUUCAAUUGAGAAAGUUCUGUUCUGUCCUUCCUUGGGUCCAACAAUCACUUACUACCUACGAUAUGCCCAUUCAGUCCAACCUUUGAUGUCUCUAUGUAGUUUAAAGUGUUGGCGCGCAGCCUAAUGGAUAAGGCAUCGGUCUAGUGAUCUGAAGGUCACUGGUUCGAGCCUCAGCUGAGGCAGCAUGUUGUGUCCUUGAGCAAGGCACUUAACAACACAUUGCUCUGCGAUGACACUGGUGCCAAGCUGCAAGGGUCCUAGUGCCCUUCCCUUGGACAACAUCGGUGGCGUGGAGAGGGGAAGGCUUACUGCUUGGGCGACUGCCAGUCUGCCAUACAAUCCUGCCCAGGCCUACAUCCUGGAAAACCUUCCAAGGCACAAAUCCAUGGUCUCACAAGACUAACGGAUGCCUAUUACUAUGUAGUUUAAAUAUUGCUAUCCACAGUGCUUACAAUAUAAUCCACUUUUUGUGACAUUGGCAAGCUUGGGUAUGAAACUUCUUAUUCUAUCAUCGAUGGUCAGGAACUACAAUGAAAUUCUCGAUCCUUCUUUCACCAUUAUCCACCCUGUAACUGUGCUACCACCCAUCCCAUCCACCCACAUUCCGCACUUUGAGAUCAGGCAUUGGAAACAUUUUGAUCCUGGUUAUAGACGGGUAACAUGCUGCUCAGCUUUUUCCCUUCCCACUAAGCACUACAGUAACUUUGUGAUAUUAAGAUAAAUUUCCAUUUGACCCAAGUCACUGUUCUUUUAUUAGGAUGUUAUUAAUUUGUGUUGAGGCUUUUAAAAAUAAUUGAUGAGUAUUUUCAUGUAAUAGAUGAUGACUUUAAAUCGAAGUCAUUGUGCUCUCCUCCAGCUGAAACAAGGAGGAUCAAAACAUUUAGGGUUGGAGUAAAAUAGAAUAUGAAAAAUUUCUGAUUUGUUUUAUAUUAAAACAGGAAUUGCUGAAAGUAAAUUAUAAACAGUGAUUAUAGUUUUCUUAAAUCUGUCUAUUUUUAAAGAUGUGGAAUUGCUGAUUGUCUAAAAAGAUAUCUACAGUGAAGAAUUGAAACAUAUUUACUUGAUGAAUAUUUAUGAGUAAAAUCCACAUCUUUUUUAAAUCGUAUAUUGUGACUUGUGUAUAUCUUAAUUUUUUCACCUUUGAUAUUUGGUAUAGUUUUCUUUUUGGUUUCUGCUAAUAAUGUAAUAUUUUUAGAGUAUUUAUGGA